Physeter macrocephalus (sperm whale) is the source of this 2595-nucleotide messenger RNA. RefSeq names its product double zinc ribbon and ankyrin repeat domains 1 (gene DZANK1). NCBI's taxonomy places the organism in Eukaryota, Metazoa, Chordata, Mammalia, Artiodactyla, Physeteridae. Gene Ontology annotation, molecular function: protein binding. Gene Ontology annotation, biological process: eye photoreceptor cell development. Bases 252 to 2414 code for a protein of 720 amino acids. The transcript has 20 exons. The record is from RefSeq and is a predicted model, not a curated record.
GCGGGGCGCGGCUUGCAGCGUCUUUGGUAACCCGGACCGCUGUGAAGGAGAGGACGAAGGGCAGUGAGCGUUGGGCUGCCUGGGUGGGGACUGCAGAGGUACUCCGGGGUUCCCAAUCGGGUCCCGGUGGCCGGAGGAGGAGGAGGAGGACGGCAGCCCUCACUCCAGCUGAGAGGUAGCGGACGUCGUUGGGUGCACCUGAAGGACGGGGACAAGGACCAGACGCGGUUCCGGAUGCGGGCGGAGGGGAAAUGACUGCUGGUUCAGUGUGUGUCCCUCAAAUUAUUCCCCUGCGGGUGCCUCAGCCUGGAAAAGCCAACCAUGAAAUUGAUAACAAUACGCUUUUGGAAAUGAAAUCAGACACCCCAGAUGUCAACAUAUAUUAUACCCUGGAUGGCAGCAAACCUGAAUUCCUAAAGAAAAUUGGUUAUGGUGAAAACACUACGUUGAAGUAUACGAAGCCUAUUACUUUGCCUGAUGGAAAAAUACAAGUUAAAGCUAUCGCAGUGUCUAAAGACUGCAGACAGAGUGCCAUGGUAACAAAGGUGUUUCAGGUGGACUAUGUACUGCCAGAUACAGUCCCCUCAGAAGACGAUGUGGAAAAUGUUCUCAGAGACCCUCCAGAGCAGGAACUGAAAAAUGGAUUUGUUGAAUCAAAAGGGAGGAAGAAAUAUAAGAAUGUUGAAAAUAAACUGGGUUGGAAUGUUAACCUUGGAAAGUUUCCAGACGUGGGUGAAAGAACUGACCCUAAAACUUUGAAAGAUCUUCGGUUCUCAGAAAGCCCACGGGAAACCCCAGCUUUCCGUGAAGAAUCAGGCUCUCGACCAGCCACCCAGCAGCCCCAGUUCCCUGGUUUUGCACAUAUAACUGGCCAGAAGAGUUUGACAAGCACAGAGAUCAUGAGGAUUCAAAGGGAGACAGACUUUCUCAAGUGUGCCCACUGCCUUGUGCCCCGCCCGUCUGACCCCUUUGCCCGCUACUGUCUAGAAUGUGGCUCUUCUGUGCCGCCCAUAUUUGGCUGUCGUCUCCCACCCCCGGAAGGAGCUCAGAUGGGCUUAUGUGCAGAAUGUGAAAACCUGGUGCCCAUGAAUACGCCCAUCUGUGUGGUCUGUGAGGCUCCUCUCACUCCACAGCUGCAGCCACAGGCCAACCUCCGCUUGAAGGAGAAAGUAAUCUGCCGCACCUGCGGCACAGGGAACCCUGCUCACCUGAGAUACUGUGUCACCUGUGAGGGGCCCCUGCCUUCAUCACAAGAGCCUGGCGCUGCAACUUGCUACUCCAUUUGUUAUAAAUGUGGAGCCAGCAAUCACCCAUCUGCACGAUUCUGUGGCUCCUGUGGUAUUUACGUGAAGUCCUUGGCAAGACCUAGUGUGGAGAAUAGCUUGGCUCCAGCUGCUGGAGAACCUGGCCCUUUUGCUGAGCCUCGAUCUGCCUGGCAGCCCCUAAAUGUUCCUUUGCUCAAGCCUGAUGCUGGGCCUAAGAAGGAUGUGGGCACACAGACCACUGGCCUGUUCUACCCAUCUGGGACCCUCCUGGCAAAAAAAGAACUGGAAAUGGCUUCUCAGAAGCAGAGGCAGGAGAAAAUGAGUGACCGUAAACCUCUCCUCACAGCCGUCAGCCCAGGGAGAGGAUACUGGAGAAAACAGGUGGACCAUAUCUCUGCUCACCUCCGGUCUUACGCUCAGAACAACCCUGAAUUCCGGGCCUUGAUUGCAGAGCCCAGGAUGGGAAAGCUCAUCUCUGCUACCGUCCAUGAGGAUGGCUAUGAAGUUAGCAUCAGGCUGAAUUAUAUUCAAGUCUCAAACAAGAACCUUUACAUGAACAAGGCGGUGAAUUUCAGCGACCACUUUCUGAGCAGUAUCACCGAGGGAGGGAACGGGCUGUUCGGCAGCGGGUCCAACCUGGUGAGUGACUACAGCCAGAGCACCCCAGACACCACAGAGAAAGUCACAAGGACCAAGAAUUUCAAGACCAAAACAUUUCAAGAGAAGAAACAGCAGCUUACGCCUGAAAACAGGCUUCUGCUGAAGGAAGUCGGACCAGCAGGGGAAGGAAGAGUGUCUGUGAUGGAACAGCUAUGUGAUGAAGGAGCAGAUCCCAACUGCAGUGACAACAAAGACCAGCCCGUUCUGAGCCUGGCGGUCACGAACAAGCACCAUGAAGCGAUCCCGGUUCUCGUGCAGAGGGGAGCGGACAUGGACCAGCAGUGCGGCCCGCUCCAAAAUACAGCUCUUCAUGAAGCAGCUCUGCUUGGCCUGGCAGGAAGGGAGUGCAUUGCUGCCUUACUGGGAUGCAACGCAAGCGUUCAGAAGAAGAACGCAAGAGACCAGACAGCGUAUGACCUGGCCCUGGAAACUGGGGAUGACCCCGUCAUCUCACUCUUUGCUGCUAAGCUCAGCCUGGAUGACCAUUAGCCCUGAGGGCCCCGCAGGCUUCCUUUAAAGAAACCAUCCAGCUCUGGCGGUGCUUUGUUCUCUUCCUUCUGAAAUGCGUAUUUGAGGUUUGAAAACUGAGCUCCAGAGGCACUCAUAAGCUUUUUUUUUUUUUUAACAUCUUUAUUGGAGUAUAACUGCUUUACAAUGGUGUGUUAGUUUC